Molecule: messenger RNA, 1107 nt
Organism: Tremella mesenterica DSM 1558
Lineage: Eukaryota; Fungi; Basidiomycota; Tremellomycetes; Tremellales; Tremellaceae
Exons: 1
Coding region: 1-1107 (368 amino acids)
Source: RefSeq, a predicted model, not a curated record
AUGGAAGGAAAAUCUCCUGCCACAUUACCCUCUCUUGACAAUCCUGCUGAUGCUUCAUUGAAGCUUGAGUUGAAUGACUGGCCUCCUCCUCUGGGUAUGUUGUCAGGCAGAUACAAACGGUUUCAAAGUACAUAUUGGGAAGAAGUUGGCUCCUGGGAAAGAGAGGUUGAUGAACUUUCACAGAAGCUGUACAAGGUCAACGAUAACGAAGAUGAUGGUGCAUACAAGACGGAAACGAAGAGACUGCUGGAAAACCUCAAGUCAGAAAUGACUUACAUCCAAAAUGAUUACAUGAACGCCAGAGAAGCUUAUGGACAGGUUCUUUCCAACUCUUGUCUCACAAUGGCAAGGUACUGGAGACAUUUGUUCAUGUCAAGGCGCAAUGGUCAAACCGAAAAAUUACCACAAGUUGUCACUGAUCUUGACCUCUCAGAUGAUCAGUGGGAUGCCAUGUACCAGCUAUCCCUCGUGGCCCAUGUCUAUGAGACAGAUUACAAGUCUACAGUCAGUCAUAUGGGAGCUACUUGCAGGGAUUUGUUGUUAUGGCUGGGUGAUCUGUGUCAAAGUCUGAGUGAGGCCCUGACCAAGCAUGAGGAGGGUGAACUCACUUUGGAAACGUCAGAUCCAAUGGAUACUUCGCCCCUGUCAGAGGACCUACUCCGUGAGUGUCUUGCGUUGAGGGUGAAGGAUACAGAGCCCCUUGCUGAGAUGGCAAGAGAAGCGCUGGAGCAAUAUGAAGAAGUGACCAAAAGCCCUGAGAUACCUCCUUUCCAGACGAUCAUAGGAGAAAUCACCAAAUUAUCAAGGGCAAUCAAUAUACCCUUCCAGCUUGCCGUUGCCUGGGACCGGCAAUGUAAAGACCUUGAAAUCAAAUCCCAAUCAGUUUUAGGAACUGAGGGGGAUAGUGGAGAGGCGGUAAGUGAAGGGAGUGGUGUUCCAGAGGCGGGUGACAGAAAGGGCACCAGUGACGAGGGUGAAGGGAAGGAUACGGAAUCGGGAUAUUUCUCAGACUCUUCCGCCGAAUCUGAUACCACACCUACACCGGGAACCCCAAGAAUGGGUCCACCGGGUUCUCUGCCUGUCACGGUAUCAACUGAAACCAGCUGA